UCAAAGCUCUUUGCAAGCUGGAUAUUUUCACAGUUAAUUCGCUGGUCAUAGCGCUGGUACUAGAUACGGCCAUGCGGAGAUCAAAAUGUGGGUGGAUUUAUAUGUGAUUUUCCCAUACCUGGAUGUGCUAGCCAUGUAUGAAAGUGCUAGCCAUGUAUGAAAUUGCUAAUGUUAGCUGCUUUGACAGCUCUUCUGCUCAUAAGUGCCGUUAUCCUCCUGCAAGCAGCUCAUGCCGACCCUGCAAUAACGAGCUUUGCUUCACACCAGCUCAUGGGAUGGGAAUCAAAGGGUGAUUCAUGGAAACCAAUAACCUGUGAUCCAGGACAUACAUUCACAGUCUCAGAUGGCUUUGUCAGAUGCUGCACUGAUGUCAAUUCUAACUGUGCCUUCGUCACACGCUGUUCGAGCAAUAUAAUGUCCUUUGCCGAUAGGACACAGAAAUGUGCUUCCGGUCAGACUUGUGUGACUAUGACCAUAUAUGAAACAUUCUCUCCAAAUGCAGCAUUUGUGAGGGAUCUGUUUUGCUGGGAUGGAUGGAGCGCAUUUACCAUCUUUGAAAAAACCCCUUCUACUGCUGCAACCACAGCAACAGCUACGCCUCCGGCCCAAAAUACCCCUCCUGCUCUAUUAUCUACGACUCUCGCUUCUGUUGGUCGUACAUCGUCUGCUCCUACUGCAACCUCUACUUCCACGUCGCCCGACAACUCUUCUCAAGAAUCAGAUGGGGGUAAGGCUUGGGUUGCCGGGACUGUGAUCGGGCCCGUUGUCGGAUGCGUCCUCGUCGGCGCACUAGGUUUUUGGAUUGGGCGCCGCCGACAAAGGAAAGAUACAAUUCCGAUGGCAAUAGAUCCUAGUCAAUACGCAGAGAGUUCCCACGCCUAUGGAUCGAAACCGUACCUACGUAACCCGCUUCAGGAACUCCCCGGCAGCCAAUUGACGCCGGCCGCGGAGAUGGAGGCUUCAGGAUCCGGAUUGAAGCCCCGGUGACACCGAGCCGCCUAAUAGAACAUCAAAGAUGUACGGAGUAUAAAGAGCCUGGAACUAAUUUUGCCUAAUAUACGUCAUUAUGGGAACGAAAAUCGAAGCAAUCAACCGAAAUCUGACGAUAUAUACGAAACGUGACGGCCAGAAAAAGGGCCCUCUACAUCUCUGCCUCUUGGGAGUUACAAGUUAGCUUACAGGAUACGGAGUACACUAUACUUAUAUACCCAUCCUUUAGAAGCCAAAAGAUUAUGAAACAUCACUUAUUUAGGUCUUAGAGCAAAUUGAGAAUUCGACUUUUCCUGCUCGUCUAGAACUGGGAGUUAGGGAUAAUAACCAAACGUCCGGUUCGGGCUUCGUCGAAAGAAGAGAGAAAUCGCCCCUUGGCUUGGUCGGUGCAGGGUCCAGCGCAGCCGAGGCGUUGCAGCCUGCAGGGCCCUGCAGGGGCUGAAGAUUGGGCCAAAUCUACAUAUGCCUGACAGGGUCUGACCACAUCAAGCAGCGUCAUAGGCUUGGACGCUUCAACCAAAAGAGCACCGCCCCAGUGAUAUUUUUAUCUGUAACCCAUGUCGCAGUGCUCAUCGCACCCAUAGAGAGUAGACGUGCCAGGC
Coccidioides immitis RS is the source of this 1592-nucleotide messenger RNA. RefSeq lists its product as uncharacterized. The record is from RefSeq and is a predicted model, not a curated record. The transcript has 4 exons. Lineage: Eukaryota; Fungi; Ascomycota; Eurotiomycetes; Onygenales; Onygenaceae. Bases 157 to 987 code for a protein of 276 amino acids.